Messenger RNA from Paramisgurnus dabryanus, 3580 nucleotides. The record is from RefSeq and is a predicted model, not a curated record. Lineage: Eukaryota; Metazoa; Chordata; Actinopteri; Cypriniformes; Cobitidae.
CUGACAAUGAUUUGAAACAUUGCAUAGACGUAACAGGCAGAAAUCGUCUAACAACAAAACCUUUAAAGUGUCUGUCUGGUUUAAAAAAAGAAAUGAGGGUAAAAAAGGAUAUUCUCUCUCUAAAGUUUUGAUUGAUGACAGCGUUGCUUCUGAACAGCAAUGUUCUAAUGUUGAUGUGAUUUAUGAUUUAAAAGGCCUGAACCAAUAUGGAUCUUAUUCCUUGCAUCGAAGUAUAGCACCAACUCCUAAUUAGAUCUCAUCUGAGUCCAAAGUCUCUCUGAAUCCAACUCUCCCUUGAUGAUGAGCUUUAUUUUUUGAGAAUCCAGAUGCGAAGAUGAUGCAGAUUAAUUUGACUGGGUUCCUGAACGGAAAGAACGCUCGGGAAUUCAUGAAGGACCUCUGGCCGCUGUUGCUAAGCGCUCAGGAGAACAUUGCUGGUAUUCCGUCUGCCUUCCUGGAGCAGAAGAAAGAGGAAAUCAAACAGAGACAAAUUGAACAGGAAAAACUAGCCUCUCUGAAAAAGAUAGAUGACGAUAAAAGAGAAAAGGAGAACAAGGAGCGAGCUCAGUCCAGAAGCCCUAAACGGAGGAAAUCUCGUUCCCCUGUGAAGCGGGACCGGAAAGCCAGCCCUUCCCGCUCUCCUCGUCGAAAACCAAGUCCACCCGCCUCACCGCCUUCUAGUCCGCCCAAUCAAAGAGAAGAGCCGAAAGAAGAACCGGACCAAUUGGAGAGCUCCAAACCAGAACCACUAAUUCAGGAGGCUUCUUCUACCAGUGAUCUGGUGGCUGAGAUGAAGCCAGACUCUGUGUCUGAGGCUGUGAAAGAGUCGUCCCCUGAAAAAAUCUCCAAAUCAGAAGACAAGCCCAAACCUAAAGACAAGGAUAGAGAGAAGGACGGACGCAGAGAUCGCCCACGUCACCGCUCUCGUUCCCGAUCACCUCGUUCUCGCAGACGACCCAGAUCACGGUCCAGGUCAUUCUCUCCUCGCCGCAGACCGAGUCCCAGGAGACGAAUCUCUCCGAGACGCAGGAGCCCCCCUAGACGCCAGCCACCCCCUAGACACAGACGCAGCCGUUCACCUGUUCGCAGGCGGCGCUCACGUUCCCGAUCCUCUUCAGGCAGCUCUUCCUCUCGGUCUCCCCAUAAAAGACCAGGUAAACGUGGGUCAGCUACCCCUCCCAGAAAAGUUCCACGUCGUUCGGAUCUAUCCAGUCCACCCAGAAGAAGAGGCCGGAGCCCUUCGGGUCCAGACACCAGCCCUUCAGCUGCGAGAAACAGGACCGGUGGAAGGAACGACAAUCAUUCUCCUCCAAAACCACCCAGACGAUCCGAUGUAUCAGAUUCUGAGGAGGAGAAGUUGGGCGACGGGUCAAUGGCAGAUUCUGUCCAGCAGCGACGUCAGUAUCGCAGACAGAAUCAGAAAUCCUCUUCAGACACGGGGUCAUCCUCUUCCUCUGAAGAUGAAGGCCCAAGGCAGAAGAACAGAGGCGCAGCUGCUAGGAAUGGUGAUGUCAGGAGACGGCGGAGCCAUUCACCUGGCUCACCACGGAGAAGGCACAGAGAGGCAUCCCCAAGAAAAAGACGUUCCCCAUCACCUGCUUUCCGUAGACAUCGCUCUCCAUCUCCAGCUCGUCGCCGCCGGUCGCCCUCACCUCCUCCAAGACGCAGAUCUCCAUCCCCUCCUACCCGGCACUACUCUCCUCCUAUCCAGCGGCGCUACAGCCCCUCUCCCCUUCCAGCUCAAAAAAGACGCCCAUCAGGGUCUCCCCCUCCUAGGCGCAGAGCGUCUCCAUCACCACAGGUGUCCAAGCGCAGAGGUUCUCCAUCACCACCGGUGUCCAAGCGGAGAGGUUCUCCAUCACCACCCGUGUCUAAGCGCAGAGGUUCUCAAUCACCACCUGUGUCCAAGCGCAGAGGGUCCCCAUCACCUCCCGUGUCCAAGCGCAGAGGUUCUCCAUCACCUCCCGUGUCCAAGCGCAGAGGAUCUCCAUCACCACCCGUGUCCAAGCGCAGGGCAUCCCCAUCACCACCCGUGUCCAAGCGCAGGGCAUCCCCAUCACCACCCGUGUCCAAGCGCAGGGCGUCCCCAUCACCACCUGUGUCCAAGCGCAGGGCAUCUCCCUCACCAGUAGCCAAACGGCGCUCAUCUCGCUCCCCCAAACGGACUCGUGGUAGUAGUCCAGGAAAGAGGCGCACUCCGCCCUCUUCUGCUUCACCACCACCCCGCCAUCGUAGAAGUUCUCCGAAUCCCCCUGCACACCAACGGGGCAGGGACACCCGUUCCUCUCCCCCUACACAUUCUUCUCGAGUGUCUUCGAGUCCUCAAGCUCGAUAUGGGCCUUCUGGUUCCUCCCCACAACGAGUAAGACGUCAGGCGUCGCCGUCUCAUGGCACUAGACCCAUUCGAAGGGUCUCCCGCACACCAGAACCACGCAAACCACAGCGAGAUUCUCAGAGCCCCCAGCCAGUAAGGAGGCAGGUGUCUCGUUCACCAUCCGCUUCUCCUCUUCCGGCCGCACCAAAGAGAACUGCUUCAGUCUCUCCUCACUCUGCUAGUCGCUCCCCACCUCCACCUGCAAAGAAGAACAGCAGUGGGUCCCAAAGCCCAUCACCAAACAAGAACUCUGAUGUAGAGGGUGGAAAAAAGAAGAAAAAGAAGAAGGAGAAGAAACACAAAAAGGAGAAGAAACACAAGAAGCAUAAGAAGCAAAAGAAAGAGAAGAGUGGAGAAGAGAAAAUUGAAGCAGCUAUAGGAGUCACCGAACAGGAGGCGGAGCCUGAUUCUGAUCAGAAAAAGGAAUCAGACAGUGAAGUAGAAGACAGUUUGGAUGAUCUGGAGAAGCACCUGCGUGAGAAAGCUCUCCGGUCCAUGAGGAAGGCCCAGUUGUCUCCGUCUUCUCAAUGAUGAUCUCAGUUUCCCUCUACCUACGCCCUUUUUUCUCCCCCACUCUGCAUUUUAAAUGUUUGAUGUUGGUUUAGCUUUAGAAUGUACAAAUUGUUAUAAUUCACCCUAGAAUUUGUUUUCGUUGAAUUCAUUACUUUUUUGGCACAUUUAUCGCUGGGGAGUUUUAUGAUGUGAAGCUGAUGAUGUUUCUUGAUCAUCUUUUGGCACUGUCAACAACCGUUUAUCAAAAAACUAACAUUUUUUUAGCCCCCAACCCAUUCCUGUUCCACUUGCUUUUAUUGCUAUGAUAAAACGUACAAGUAAAGCUCACAUGCGGUUCUGAGAUGAUGUGCAAGUUAGCCUAUGGAUUCUCUAACUUCAGCAGGACUUUUUAUGAGAGUUUAGUUUGCAUGGACAGCAGACCCCAGUGUGUUUGUCCUCUUGUGUGCAUGAUCUAUAAACCAAAACACCCAGUGAGCCGAAAGAGCCGAUCCAUCGGUCCGCUCUCUGUUCAUCCGAACAUUGUGGCAUUGCUCUAAAGUUUGCUGUGCACAUAAGAACGAAUCCCAAGCGUUUGUUUUCAUCCUUUAUUUUUUGCAUUUUAUAUUUUGUAACCUAAGUUGUGUUUGGAAUUGUUGAACCCUGCAGUGAAUCCUGGCUUUGAACAAAGUCGCAUUAAAAUGAAAGAAAUCGUUA